Zasmidium cellare ATCC 36951 is the source of this 1290-nucleotide messenger RNA. RefSeq lists its product as uncharacterized. Gene Ontology annotation, molecular function: oxidoreductase activity; FMN binding. The record is from RefSeq and is a predicted model, not a curated record. NCBI's taxonomy places the organism in Eukaryota, Fungi, Ascomycota, Dothideomycetes, Mycosphaerellales, Mycosphaerellaceae. The coding region runs from base 1 to 1290 and encodes 429 amino acids. The transcript has a single exon.
AUGGCAGACUCCGGUCUCUUCCAAUCCUUCCAACUUCCAAAUGGAACCCGCUUGAAGAAUCGCACAGCAAAAGCUGCCAUGGAAGAGAAUCUCGCCGACGUCAAGAACCACAACGCACCGUCGAAAGAGCUGGUUCGUCUCUACCGUGUUUUUGGAGCCGGUGGUGCUGGGCUCAUUCUGAGCGGGCACGUCAUGAUCGAUCCAUACGCUGUGGCUCUUCCAGGAGAUGUCGUACUGGCGGACGAUAUACCAAACUUCGAUCCCCUUCCUUGGAAGGAGUGGAUUUCAGCGACACAGAACGGUGGAGCGCAGUUCUGGCUGCAGAUCAAUCAACCUGGACGACAGAUCAAGAAAGGAGCUGGAUUGCCUGUGUAUGGUCCCUCGGCCGUGCCUAUGGAGAUGGGAUCUGGUUCUUUGAACAAGAUGUUCGACACACCGCGUGAGAUGUCGGAGUCACAGAUCCAGGGUGUUGUUGAACGGUUUGUCUGGACGGCUCGCAAGGCGGAAGCGCUUGGUGCUGAUGGAGUUGAAAUCCAUGCGGCGCAUGGAUAUUUGGUCUCUCAAUUCCUGUCGCCUUUGUGGAACAAGAGGACUGAUCGAUGGGGUGGCACUCUCGAGAACCGAGCUCGUCUGCUGUUCGAGGUCAUUCGGGCCGUUCGCGCUGCCGUCUCACCAAAAUUCGGUGUUGGCGUCAAGAUCAACUCAGCAGACUACCAAAGAGGUGGAUUUGGACCCGACGACCUGACCUGGGUAGCCACAAGGCUGAAAGACAUGGGUCUCGACCUGAUCGAAAUCUCCGGCGGCAGCCACGAAUCUCCCGCCAUGACAGGCACGCACGCCAAAAAGCCCCAACGCAAGAGCACGCAGGAACGAGAGGCAUACUUCCUCGAGGCAGCACGAAAACUGAAAGAAAUCACGACUAUCCCACUCAUGGUCACAGGAGGCAUCCGCUCCAGAAAGACCGCCGAACAGGUCAUCGCAUCAGGAGACAAUCUCAUAGCCGGCAUCGGGACUGCAAUCGGCCUGAUGCCGGAUCUCGUGGAGCGUUGGAAGAGAGGGGAGGAUCCAGCGCCUCAUACAGCCUCGUCAUGGGUUCUUUCUGGGAAGUUGACAUCCGCGGGACAGAUUGCGUGUGUACAGUACAACCUCCAUCGGACUGCGAAUGGUCGUUCGAGAUGGGUUGGUGUUUGGCCGCUGUUGGCUGUGAUUAUCUUUUUGUUGAAUGAGAAUUCGCAGGCGAAGGCGUCUAGGAAGUGGGUGCAUGUGCUUAAGGAUGCGAAGGCGCAGUGA